This is a messenger RNA of Cylicostephanus goldi, 492 nucleotides long. The record is from the annotation of a GenBank genome assembly. NCBI's taxonomy places the organism in Eukaryota, Metazoa, Nematoda, Chromadorea, Rhabditida, Strongylidae.
AUGAGCGGGGAGUCAGGAUAUUUCUUUACAAAUCUGUCUUGUGCGCUGCAAUUUGUACAAGACAUGAAUUAUGCAAGUUUGAAAAUGGAACGAUCGGAAUUUGAAGCUUAUACUUCUGGAGAUCUUGUUCCACCAUUGAAUAUGAUGAAUUGCGGGUGCAAUCAGGCUCUUGGAUCCAUGGAAGAAUCUCUGGCCAAACUCCGUGAACUUAUUGAACGGCAGCAUACUUUAUCCAGCAGAAUAGACGAAUUUGUACGAAGAGUUAGCGUUGAAGAAGCUGAAUUUACCGAAGAAUUCAACAAAAUGCUUGGCAUGUACCCAUCUCAGGAAUAUCAAAAGCUGAAAGAACAGCUUGCUCGUGAGGAGAAAGAGACGAUGGAAGUUUGUUCGAUGACAUCGCUGCUGACCACCAGCUCAAGCCGAUCGAGUGCCGACGCCGAAGAACCUGCGAAAAUCAAAGAUACCGCUACUUCAACGGCAGUCGAGCAGUGA